Molecule: messenger RNA, 2671 nt
Organism: Alnus glutinosa
Lineage: Eukaryota; Viridiplantae; Streptophyta; Magnoliopsida; Fagales; Betulaceae
Product: wall-associated receptor kinase-like 20
Exons: 2
Coding region: 453-2363 (636 amino acids)
Biological process (GO): protein phosphorylation
Molecular function (GO): ATP binding; polysaccharide binding; protein kinase activity
Source: RefSeq, a predicted model, not a curated record
UAGAUCACAAGUAAUCUUUGGUAAUAUUGUGUUGUGGAUGCCUUCUGCGCUCCUCUUGUCCGUUGAUCCACACAAUAGUUUAUUAGGAAGCAGAUCGUUUGAAAGUAGUUAGUUCGAGGGCCAUUAUGCAGUGGAAUUCCUCCUUUCAUUUUUUUAAUCAACAGUUUACCCAUUAUUCAUGUUUUGGUGCUCAACUACAUGAAAGAAGAGGCAAAUCUGGAAAACCCUAAGCUAGCACCAAGGUCUUUUCUGGUAAAAGCUUUCCUUUACUAAAGCUAGAAAUGCGUCCCUCUGGACUCCAUACAAGAGGAAUCCACCACUCCAAUAAAAGCCAAAAGUUUCAUUGUUUUUUACAGAGAUUCUUGCACCCACUUUAUUCCUUGCUAAAGCCUUAUAUUUGCCCCUGAUUUCCUGUAUGAACGAUAAUUUUUUCACCACUUUGCACAUGCAAAAUGGGCACAAUACCACACUUCCUUUGCAGCCAUAUCUUCUUUCUUCUUUUCCUUAGUCUUCGAUGUUCUUCUCAAAAGGCCUGCCCAAACUGUGGCUCCAUUCAAGUCCCGUAUCCUCUAAGCACAAACCCCAACUGCGGUGACCCGGAUUACUCUCUCCGUUGUGAUCCCGGCUCUCAGAAAAUUUAUUUUGACUCCUUGAAUGGAAGUUCUUAUCUUGUACUCGGCAUCAUGGCCGCAUCUCAACGCAUGGUGGUGCAACCAUCGGCAUGGCUGCCUGACAGAUGUGUUACUCAAGACAUGCUGGUGAGUGAAGGCCUUUGGUUGAACCAAUCUCUCCCUUUCAACAUCACUUCAUCCAACACCAUCUUCCUCUUCAACUGUUCACCCCGGCUUUUCGUCUCCCCUCUCAAUUGCACUCCUUCUAGUCUCUGUCACCGUUACUUGGAAAGCUCAGGGCAAGUUGAUACAAAGCGAGCACUUCAAUGUGCAAGUGGUCUUGACCCUUGUUGCACCUUUGUUGCGGGUGGGAUGCCUUCGGCGUACAAGAUACGGCUUCACAAUUCAGGUUGUAGAGCGUUCAGAAGUAUCCUUCAUUUGGAUCCUGAGAAGCCUGCUGAUCAAUGGGAAGAGGGGUUGGAAAUUCAAUGGGCUCCCCCAUCGGAACCUGUGUGUAAAACACAACUUGAUUGCUCUGGUGCUUCCAAGUGUUUACCUGCCGGUAUGAAUGGCAGCCUCCGGUGUCUUUGCAAUAAGGGACACCUUUGGGACCAUGCGCUUGGAACUUGCUUGAGAAGGAAGAAAAACACUAAAGCUAGACUCAGCUUAAAGGUCUCCAUAGGGGUAAUCUCCUUUUUCUCUCUAGCAGUAGUAAUAACUGCUAUCAUAGUAAGAAGAUCCUACAGACUCACUAGCCUAGAGAAGGUGGCCAAGGCAAGAGAGGAGAUGUUGAAGUCAAGCAAUGGUGGGAAAUCUGCGAGGAUGUUUCAUUUGAAAGAGAUGAAGAGAGCAACAAAUAACUUCUCCAAAGACAGGAUUUUAGGGAGUGGUGGUUUUGGGGAAGUCUACAAAGGUGAGCUUCAAGAUGGGACCGUUGUGGCAGUUAAGUCAGCAAGAGUUGGCAACGUUAAAAGCACCGAACAAGUACUCAAUGAAGUUGGGAUACUCUCUCAAGUCAACCACAAAAACCUAGUUAGACUGUUGGGUUGCUGCGUGGAAGGUGAGCAGCCAUUGAUGAUCUACGAGUACAUCUCAAAUGGAACCCUCCAUGGCCAUUUACAUGGCAAGUUUUCAACUUUCCUAGACUGGAAAACGAGGCUGAGAGUUGCAUUGCAAACUGCAGAAGCAUUGGCUUAUUUACACAAUGCUGCAUAUACUCCCAUCUACCAUCGAGAUGUCAAGUCCACAAAUAUACUAUUGGAUGGUGAGUUCAAUGCCAAAGUUGCAGAUUUUGGGCUCUCCAGAUUGGCUCACCCAGGGCUGAGCCAUGUAUCAACCUGUGCUCAGGGAACAUUGGGGUACUUGGAUCCAGAAUACUAUCGCAACUAUCAGUUAUCUGAUAAAAGUGAUGUCUAUAGUUAUGGGGUUGUGCUGCUUGAGCUUCUGACCUCCCAGAAGGCAAUUGAUUUUUCGCGUGAUCAAGACGAUGUCAACCUAGCCACUUAUGUGAGCCAAAGGGUCAUCAAUGGUGCAACCAUGGAGGUUGUGGAUCAGCGGCUUCUCAGCAAGGAGCUGUCAGGCGAUACACUGACAAGCAUAAAGCUCUUCUUAGAGCUUGCACUUUCCUGUUUGAGAGAGAAGAAGGGGGAUAGGCCAGGAAUGAAGGAUGUUGUUCAAGAACUGCAAUGCAUAAUCCAAAUUGUUGAUCAAGAAGAGGUGGUGGAAAUGAUUCCAAGAGGAUGCUUAUUGUAAAGUGAUUCCAAGGAUGGGUUUGAGUAAAAGGAAAGACAAAAAAGAAAGACUGGGAUCAGAUGCUUGCUAAAGUAUGAAAUGUUCCAAAAGAUAUGGACUUGCAGUUAUGAGGUAAUUGGAAUCACUUGGAGCUAAGCAUGAUUGUUGCUCUGGGAAAAAGCAAACCAACUUUUGGAAAUGGAGAAAGCAAUUACUUAAUACAGUUUGAAUUGGAAGAUUGGAACUGUCAAAAAAAGGAAAGCAUUACCGAGUAAUGGGUGCUUUAUGUAUGUGUGAAUCAUAAUGCAAAUCAACAUCAAAUUGUAUAA